AUGAAUUAACCCGAGGAAACUAACCUAACAACACAAUGCCCAAAUAAAUUCAAGCUCUUGGAUAUCAAAAAUCAACAAAUCGCAAAUAUAGUCAAAUUCAAAAUUCAGUUGGCUAAAAGAAUUGUAAACAUCAAACAACAUUCCUGA
Messenger RNA from Paramecium octaurelia, 147 nucleotides. NCBI's taxonomy places the organism in Eukaryota, Ciliophora, Oligohymenophorea, Peniculida, Parameciidae. The record is from the annotation of a GenBank genome assembly.